AUGCUUAAUAAGAUUGGGCGUGUGUUUUAGGUUUUCCUCAAAUUCGUCAGUUAAUAUUUCCUGCAUCUCAAUAAAUACGUUUAUUGUUAUUUUCAUUUUUCUAAAUGAUAUAAUAAAAUGGAAAACUUAUCCUACAUAUUGUUACUCAUAACAUGUCUUGCGUGGCAUGUUGCUAUAGCUCAAAAUACAGGUGGUUGUCAAAUUCCACCUGUCAUCAGAGGAUCUUGGUUUUCAUGGGAAAAUGGUAGAAAUACUUUAACAGAGAUAAAUGCUAAUAGCAUGACUGGGCGAGGUAUAUGUGUAAAUAUGGUAGAAGCAUAUCAUAUCAAUUAUACAUUUGUAUUUCGUGAUCCUAAUCAAGAUAUACACAAUAGCUGUUAUCACUGUGUAAAACUCAUUAUUAGGACAGUAAAUGUCAUAGAAAAACUUGAAGUAAGUUGUGUAAAUGUCCCUGAUGGAUUAGAACCCACAGUAGAUUUUGUUUGCCAAGGUUUAAGUGCAAAUCAGCAGCUGAUAACAUUGUUUUCUGAAAAUUAUGUACCUGUGAACUGCAGAUCAUCUCUGGAAGGAGUCUGGCAGUUUGCUUAUCAAAACCGAUUCCGAUUUACGGGUGAAUGUAAUAAUCCAGAUGCACAAAUAAAAUCUUGUCAAACUGCAGGAACUCAAUUUCUCAUAACUAAUCAGAAAUUCAACAUUACUUACAAACAAUGCCCUGGAAUGAAAGGGACUUUUGAUGGAGUGGUGGAGUACAGUUGCUUGGGUGAUUGGUUCGUGGAUAAGAAUCACUUUUUCGCUGUAGCAAAUACAAAGGAAUCCCGGAAGGACGAGAAGUACAGAUGCUUCUUAAAAAAUCGUGACGACGAUUUGUAUAUUGGUGUAUCUAUUACUGCGGAGUGUAAUACUCUUAAAACUGUUGAGAAGAGCCCUGAACGUUUGAGGAUUACUCCAGUUAAGGCUGAAAUAGUUGAACCAGGUUGCCGUUUACCUCAAGACAUGUCCGGGAAUUGGAUUAAUACCGCUAACAUUGAUGCAGACAUCUUCAUUAAUGAGACACACAUUAUUGAGACAUGGUAUCCAGAUGAAGGGCGUUAUCGACGCACAAUUUAUGUUUGCCGUGAACAGAGGGGUUCAAGAGUGAUGAUGGCAAGACUGACUGUGGAUGGAUGCCAAAAGGAUUACGUUUGCUUUGAUUUUGUGAGGCGACAUCAUAAUGUUAUCAGAUAUCGACGUGGUGUGGCAGUGAUAAAGGACGAUUUUCAUACAGUAUGCUCUUGGGUUCAAUUUCCUAAUAAAGAUGCUUGGAAAUAUGAUCUAUUUUUAGCGCAAAAUCCUGUCCCAAUACGUUGUCCAGUAGCUGGCAAAUUUAUGUUCCAACAGAAAGGGGAUGUCCUGUUUGAAACCAGGAUUCUAGGCGGUGUCACUAAAUCUCCGCGUCCGAAUAUCUAUUGUAAACAGAAUAUUUCUGAUUUCUCAGUUUGCAGUACUGAUCAAAAGGAAAUUGCCAUCGACGAAACGUAUUGCUUAUCAGUAGAUUACUUAGGAAAACCAGUUGAUAUUUACAGUGAUCCGGACUACGUGAUGAAAUGCAUCGGAUUCUGGAAGGAAAACUUAAAAUCAUAUUUGAUAACAUAUGACGAAUUAGAUCCUUACAGUAAAUAUCGCUGUUGGGUGUACCAGCGGGCUGAUUUGAAUCGAGUGCUUUUGUCUCAAGCUAUCGGUCCAUUUUGCGAUCUCAAACAAGAUGUUACGAGUCAAAACUACACAGAAGGCGCUGCAGUUGCGCUAGAGUUACAGGAAUACGAGCGAGAACGUGACCAAUGUCCGAUGCAUUUCGACGACGGAUCCGACCCUUGGCAUGAAACAGAGAAUUUCAUCAAUAUCUUUAAGUUUGGAAGUGACGCUAAUAUAAAAAGUUAUUUCUCAUUUUUGUUAAUUAUACCAUUGAUAAUAGCACUUUACUCUAUAGACAUGUAAAUAAUUUUAUUUGAGAGAUAACUUAUAUUUUAAUUCUCGUAAAGCUCAGCUAUAAAUAUUGAAGGCGAAACAAAUCGCUUCCAUAUGUUCUAAAUUGUUCUUGCGAUGGUUCAUUCAGUACUAACUAUAUUUCGUCUAUUUUGUAAUUAUAUGGUAAUAAGUGCUUUAAAUCAUUGAUGAAAUACUUAAAGAUUUAAUCCUGUAAAAUUAGCUAUUAAGAAAUGCU
This is a messenger RNA of Harpegnathos saltator (Jerdon's jumping ant), 2200 nucleotides long. It is a transcript of the gene udt, whose product is annotated as protein undicht. Gene Ontology annotation, biological process: wound healing. The coding region runs from base 118 to 1974 and encodes 618 amino acids. NCBI's taxonomy places the organism in Eukaryota, Metazoa, Arthropoda, Insecta, Hymenoptera, Formicidae. The transcript has 9 exons. The record is from RefSeq and is a predicted model, not a curated record.